UAAUUAUAAUUUCGUAGACCAGGGUACGCAUCCGCCAUGAUUGUUCUCUACGCUGCUGUUCUCCCGCCCCAGCAUUCUCGCUCGCAGAGCGCGCUGAUUGGUCCAGACUCGCGUCUUUCCCGGCACUCCCGUCAAAAGUAGAAGCAAUGUCUACUCUCGCGCUGCGGCUUUCGGCACCUCCAUGGCGUCCGCUGGAUUCACGGAUUGCUGUGUGAACGUGACAAGUUCACCGGCAUCUCCGUCGUUCGCGACAUUCGGGGCGUUCACUGACGUCAUGUGAACUUAGCAUUACUCCGGAGUGACAGUAUAAUCAACAUUGUUUUAUGUGGGCGCCAACAACAAUCGCUGUGAGUCAUCGAUGUCCCAGUGUGCAAGCCACCUUGAGGUGCCACCUGCACGUUAUGGAGUGGGCUUAUUACAAUGCAUAUUAAGGGUCAGGUAAUGAGUUACUGGUUUAAUCGCCUACGUACCUGGAAGUCGUUGCGCCACGCAAUCAGUCAGUCGGGAUUUCAUCGGUAAAUCAGUUGUGAUUCUUUCUGAUUAUUCUAUGAUAGUACACGUAUAAUACCACGCCGGCGGCCCAAUCGACACUCGUCUCUUCGUUCCCGUCCAGACGUAACGCGUUAACGUAAAGUCGCGAUGAAUAUCUUCAGUUACGUGUAUCAUUAUGUGGGGUACUUCAUUGUGACACAUAUGUUUCAUGAGCACGGCCCGCCAACAAGUUUCAAUUACCCUGAGAGCUUUCCGGAACUACAAAACUACCAGGACGCUUGGGCUUUCCUGAACAACACAGCGCGCAUGGCGCUUCUCUACCGGACGUUUAGAACAGAGGAAAAUUGCCCAGGGGGUUCCAGAUGCGCGUGGAUGAAGCGAGUGGAAGCCAAUGAGAGUGAGAAAACGUUUUUGGGAGAAGUUUCAUUCUACUGCAAUGAUAGACGGCGGAGUAUGAACCUUACCCUUCAGGCCAUGACAUUGGAGGGCUACAACGUUUCGACAUUCUUCAGUCUUACAAAGCAACCCGGAGCUGCUAAAACAUAUCAUCCGGUUGUGUACCAGGAACCCGGCAAAUGCGCAAUCAUCAGACGUCCCCACAAAGAUACUGAAAUGCAAUAUGCGUGCGAUCUGUGGGUGUCUCUAAGCACACUUGAAAAGAACAAGCACACUGCGCCGAAGCGAUGCAUCAUUAUGUACGAUUACCUAUGUGGAACAACAAAGCACAAGAUGUUCGGAGAGGAUUGUAUCAAUAAGACGAGAGAAAAUGGUGAAAUAACGAGCUCAACGGAGCCAACAGGAGCAACCACCGCUACAUCUGCCUAAGGUGGAGACCAGGGUGACCAAUGUCAUUUCGGAUGAAUCAGCGCUUCAGUCGCGAGCGAGGCAUUUAAAAAUAUUCAACUAUUGUCAUAAAAAUUACUUUAGUCCAUGUCAACAACCUGUAUGUGGAUAUGUAUCUGUGCACGAGGCCCUUAUUAGGAUUUGCGAAUUUUUAGUGCUUUUGAAUUCAGAAUGUUCCUGUAGCAAACCGAUGCACCAGGUCACUGCAGCCGAGAUGAGCGAACUACAUCUAUCUGCAAAUACAAACCUUGUACCUUUUUGUACUCUUUUUGCAAUCUUCCUUUUGUACUCUUUUAUCAUCAGCGGCUGGAACUGUGUUCUUUACACUUUUCUUUGCUCUCUCACUGCACAUCUCUUUGCAUUUGCAUUACUUUUCCCCACAGCAACACGCUUUCACAGCUUUUAAGCUCGCUGGGGUCAUCUAGCUUUUUAGUCAGAACCGCCGGCCUUCCGCGUGUAUUUUGUUCUGGCACUUAAUGCAACAGUUAGCACUUGGCGAAUAAUUUGCUUUGCUCCCGCGUGUCUCUAGGACAUUGUGGAAUCCGUAUAAGAGAGACUGAUCACAAAACUACACUCCCUGUGUGCUGGAACGAGGUCUAUGGUAAAGGAGAAAUUGGAAAUUAGAUUAAAGGUUAAAAACAUGCACAACGAUCGUCUUUCAGCUACACGACAGUACUUCCAUCUAGCGCUAAAUAUCAGACACAUAUAUCGUGUUCGUUGUACGGCGGUCAUUCGAGACGGUGAAAAAAAUAAUUAUUAAACCAACUAUAGGCUCAUAUAAAUGUAACUCGUGUUUUCUAAAGGGCUAUCAAAAUUAUCAUUUCGAUAUUUAUUUAUUUUGUGUUUGUUUACAGAACACUCUCACAUCACAAGCUCACAGUUCUCUUUUUGGCAAGAUAGGUCCACAUGGCUAGCGUUACUCACGCAGUGGAAAAUAAUACUUCGUAACUUUCAAACAAAUUACUGACACUUGGCCUUUUUUGGAAAGUUCAGCAAAGCUUUUGAUUUACUCAACCAUAGCGUACUCUUAAGUAAGAUUUCCUGUUACGGUAUACGAGGUACACCAUUGCAUUAGCGUUAUCUUAUAGAUAGAGUGAAAACCAUAUGAGUGCAUAUUUGGUGCAUAUGUCCUGGGAUUACCAUGCGCAGUUCUUGCGUAAUACGUUAUCUGACGUCGCAGGACUGAUGUUUUGUUGCCAACUUACGUUACAAAAAUCUGUCAAGUUCAUUAUCUAUAGUAGUAUCUUCUAUUCACACUUGUACUAUUGCAAUUUAGUUUGGGAUAGUACAAGUGCUACACUAACCUCAAUACAAAAAAAAAGUUAUUCGUUCCGGUAGUUAAAGAAGUUAUUCGCCACCUUGACAGCGACUUUCUUCCCCUAAAGAAAUUACGUUAUACGAGUGACAUGUUUAUUUCUUAUGUCGCAAUCUGAAUCAAAGUCUGACCGCAUCAUCUGGCAAGUGGAAUACCCCGAUAUUCUUAACUGAAUACAGAACGCAAAUUUUGCCUUACUAUGUUACACGUAUUUUGAAUAGCUAUCUGUAAAAUGAGUUACCAUUAUGUAUUAUAUCCAGAAGUGCUGCAAAAAAAAAAAAAAAAUGUACGAGUGUCAUAUUAGGUGCAGCGUUUUGAGUUCAGCAUUGUAGGGCCUGAUCUUGUGACCUUACCCGAGAACUGCGCUUUUCUUUUCGUUUCUCUAGUUCAACCCUUGUAUAAGCGGGCACCAAUAUUGUCAAUCUAGUUUAACCAGCUUUUUGUUUGUACUUCCUUUUUCCUUGGAAAAUAAAACCAAGAAAAAUAUUGCACGCUCGA
Molecule: messenger RNA, 3148 nt
Organism: Ornithodoros turicata
Lineage: Eukaryota; Metazoa; Arthropoda; Arachnida; Ixodida; Argasidae
Exons: 5
Coding region: 640-1317 (225 amino acids)
Biological process (GO): symbiont-mediated perturbation of host defenses
Molecular function (GO): amine binding
Source: RefSeq, a predicted model, not a curated record